ACGAACAUGACUGCUCCUUCUCCCUUGUGAAUACCUCUCUCUCUCUCUCUCUCUCUGAAUAUGCUAUCUUUGGCGAUUCAGCCGAGUGGCUGUUUCAAACCCUCCAUGUUUAUGAAUCCCCCUUCGAAGCUCGCUGUUAAAAUACCCUUGAACAGUUCAAUCUUUUGGAGCCCCAAUGCCCACGCCUUUCACUCACCAAAGCUCUCCAAUUUGAAAUUUAGCCUCAACGCGAAAAGAAAAGACGCCAUUUCCAAGCUUUCCGCUUCUUCUUCAGCAGCCGCCGUCGAAGCCGUUGCCGAAGAAGAAACCCCCGCCAAGGACUCGGCAUCGUCGUCACAACCUGAAUCACAGAAGCUUGGGGUAGUGGUGAAGCCAAUGCAGAAACCAAGGCUCGUAUUAAAGUUCAUCUGGAUGGAGAAGAACAUUGGACUUGCUCUUGACCAAGUGGUUCCAGGACACGGCACGAUUCCUCUGAGUCCCUAUUACUUUUGGCCUAGGAAAGAUGCUUGGGAGGAGCUCAAGGUUCUGCUUGAGAGUAAGCCAUGGAUAUCUCAGAAGCAGAUGAUCAUUCUUCUUAAUCAAGCCACUGACAUAAUCAAUUUGUGGCAACAAAGCGGUGGUGAUUUGUCGUAAGGUUCCAACUAGAAGAACUUGUAAUUUCAGUAAUUAAUGCCUUAGGUUACUUGCUAGUGAACUUUAGGCACUUGUUCUUGUAGUUCAUUGGCUCACUUGAGUUGUUCUGAUCAGAUUUAAAUGAACAUUUAUAUAUUUAUUUAUCUGUAAAAUUCAGCUAUCAUCA
Diospyros lotus (date-plum) is the source of this 799-nucleotide messenger RNA. Its product is annotated as 30S ribosomal protein 3, chloroplastic-like. Gene Ontology annotation, molecular function: structural constituent of ribosome. The transcript has 2 exons. The record is from RefSeq and is a predicted model, not a curated record. The coding region runs from base 61 to 633 and encodes 190 amino acids. Lineage: Eukaryota; Viridiplantae; Streptophyta; Magnoliopsida; Ericales; Ebenaceae. Gene Ontology annotation, cellular component: ribosome. Gene Ontology annotation, biological process: translation.